Molecule: messenger RNA, 3553 nt
Organism: Perca fluviatilis (European perch)
Lineage: Eukaryota; Metazoa; Chordata; Actinopteri; Perciformes; Percidae
Gene: gripap1
Product: GRIP1 associated protein 1
Exons: 28
Coding region: 360-2978 (872 amino acids)
Biological process (GO): regulation of modification of synaptic structure; regulation of recycling endosome localization within postsynapse; regulation of neurotransmitter receptor transport, endosome to postsynaptic membrane
Cellular component (GO): extrinsic component of postsynaptic early endosome membrane; postsynaptic recycling endosome; glutamatergic synapse
Source: RefSeq, a predicted model, not a curated record
UGGGAAUCUGAAUCAGACAACCUGUUCCUGCAGGCAGCAGAUAUAGAUAUACUUCCAUAGAGAAAAAUGUCUUCGAUUUGAAUCCCAUUUCCUGCAUUUCUCCGUACAUUUAGGGACUGUGGUGAUCCAAUCAGAAUCAAAAUUGGUGGUGGGGGGGGGGACAUAUUCCCUACAUCCCCCCAAAAAUCUACGCCUUUCUCCAAUUGUAAAUGGCAAUAACAGUCUAUUCUAUUGUGUUGUUUUGGUUCCGGGAAACCGAGGCAGAGUGAGAGCUCUGUCCCGUCUCCUCCUCUGUGCUUCUGCUCUCCUCCUCCGCUCCGCUAGCUUAGCCUGCUAGCUAGCUAGCAGCUCAGGUAAACAUGGCCAUGUCGCAGGCUUUAUCCGAGGAGGAGUUCCAUCGGAUGCAGGCUCAGCUGUUGGAGCUGCGGACCCAGAACUACCAGCUGUCUGAUGAUCUCAGGAAGAACUCGGCAGAACUGAACGCCGUCCGUCAGAAGAACGUGGUUCUGGAGAGAGAUUUUGUCAAAGCACAGAAGGCUCUGAAUAAGAGCAAGAAAGCUCAGGAGGUGGACGCGCUGCUGAGUGAGAACGAGAUGCUUCAGGGGAAACUGCACAGUCAGGAGGAAGACUUCAGACUACAGAACAGCACGCUGAUGACCGAACUCUCCAAGCUGUGUACGCAGAUCGAGCAGCUGGAAGAGGAGAACCAGGGUCUGAAGGAAGGAGGAGCCACCUCUGCAUCCAGCGCCCCACCCAACCCCGCAUCCAGUCCUGUCGAUGGAGAGAUGCUCCGCCUCCAGGCCGAAAACUCCACCCUCCAGAAGCAAAUGAAAGCCCUCCAGGAGCGCUACGACAAGGAGCUCCAGAGACAGGCCGUCGCCCAGGGCAACCAGAGCGCUACCACGGAGACCGACGGCUCAGCCGGCGCCAACGGAGUCUCUGAUGUCACCGCAGAGGGAACCAAUGAGAGGCUGGAACAGACCGAGGCUCAGCUGGAAAACACCGAGAAACAGCUGCAUGGCCUGUCAGAGAAGAGCGUAGAGAAGAUUGUAGCUAAGCAGGCAGCGCUAGGCUGGUCGGCUGCUCUCUGUCCAAUAACUCACUGCUUUGGACCAGAGCUGGAGAUGGCCCUGAACACGGAGCAGGAGGAGAAGAGGCUGCUGAGGGAGCAGAUCCUCAACCUGGAGGCGGCCAAACAGGCUGAAAUCACCAGACUGCAGGACGAGAUAACCAAGCUCUCUGACAAGUUAAAGAAGAAACAGGAGAGUUUUCAGCGCCUGCAGGGGGAGAAGGAGGCUCUGUACAACGACAGCAGGACAAAGAUUGAUGAGAUCAACCAGCGGAAAGAAGAGGAGCUGAAAGCCACCAACAUCCGCAUCCAGAAACUGCAGUCAGACGUCCUGGCAGCCAAUCAGAUGACAGCUGAGCUGAGAGAGCAGCUGCAGAGCAAAGAGAAAGAACACGAAGUGGCUCUGCACACCCUAAAAGACCAGAUCCAGACGGUGAAGACGCAGGAGCUGAAUCUGUUGCGCGAGCAGCAGGAGGCGCUGGCCGUGGAGCUGCAGCAGAGACGGGUGGAGCAGGAGACCCUGCUGGCUCAGAGGGACGACCUGGACUCCCAGCUGCAGGAGUCCAGUUUUGCCAACAGGAAGUUGUUGGAGCAGUUAACAGAAGAAGGACAAGAGAAGGAGAAACUGCUGAGAGAUCUGGACGAGGCCAAGAAGACAGCAGAGAAGAGGAAGGCCAUGUUGGAUGACAUGGCCAUGCAGCUGAACCAGGAGAAGUCUGACCACAAGGAGGCGCUGUCAGACCUCAAACUGCAGCACGAGAAGGAGGUCCUCGGGGUGAGGGCUCGGUAUGAGAAGGAGCUCCGAGGCCUCCACGAAGACAAGAAUCGCUCCGAGGAGGAGAUCCGGCAGCAGCUUCGAGAUGAAAAGGCCCGGUCCAAAGGGCUGGAGGGUCUCCAGCCGCGGGUGGAGGAGCUGCAGGCCCAGGUUCUGUCCAUGGAGGGAACCAAAGGAUGGUUUGAGAGACGAUUGAAGGAGGCUGAGGAGAACAUCGAGAAGAACUCUCUGGAACAUCAGGAGGAGAUCCAGAGGCUGCGGAAUGAACACACACUUCAGCUGGAGGAGAAGCAGUGUGAGGUGGAGGGGGUGCAGCAGCAGCUGGUGGAGGUGGAGAAACAGAAGGAAGAACUCAACGACAGCAUCAGGAAACUCCAACAGGAGAUCAAGGACACCGUGGACGGGCAGAGGAUUUUAGAGAAGAAGGGAAGUGCAGCGCUGAAGGACUUGAAGCGGCAGCUGCAGCUGGAGAGGAAAAGAGCCGACAAACUGCAGGAGAGACUCCAGGAGAUUCUGACCAACAGCAAGACCAGGACCGGUCUGGAGGAGCUGGUUCUGUCAGAGAUCAACAGUCCCAGUCGGACCCAGCAGACGGGAGACUCGUCCUCCGUCUCCUCCUUCUCCUACAGAGACAUGAUGAAGGAGGCUCAGCCGACCAAUCAGAACAAGUCUGGAGGAGGCAGCCCCCAGUCUCAGCGUCCUGCUGAAUUAUCUGAUGACGAGGUCGGGGAGUUGUUCCAGCGACUCGCCGAGGUCCAGCAGGAGAAAUGGAUGCUGGAGGAGAAGGUGAAACAUCUGGAGGUCAGCUGUUCGUCGAUGGCUGAAGAUAUCCGCAGGAAGAGCGCCAUCAUAGAGACCUACGUGAUGGACAGCCGCAGAGAUGUGUCGGGCACUGCUGUCGGGGGUCACGGAGGCUCUCAGGGCGACAGAGGAGGUCUGGGCUCGGUCCUCAGAGAUCUGGUAAAACCAGGAGACGAGAACCUGCGAGAGAUGAACAAGAAGCUUCAGAACAUGUUGGAGGAGCAGCUGACCAAGAACAUGCACCUGCAGAAGGACCUGGAGGUUCUGUCCCAGGAAUUAGUCCGUCUCAGUAAAGAGAGCAGUCCUGGCGGCAGCGCAGCUGGAUCGGGAUGAGACUAUCGCCUGGAUCCAUCCGUCCAUUCCUUUCCUUCUCACUCCUUUAGUUCACCUCAAGCUGAAAGGUGCCUGCUGGGCCUAGACUAACACCUGGAAACAACAUGUCCUAUUCCCUGCGUUCAUAACCUCAGACCUUCCAUUCCCAGUCUGCUUGCUGGGCUACGACUAAACGCUGGAGUCUGUUGUUUCUUAAAGAAGAGAGGAAACCGUAAGUUUUAAAGGACCAGAGGGAAUGGAAAAGUCAGGCUCAGUUCAUUUAUGUUGCUAUUGAUUGUACUGUAAUUAGACAGCACCACUCACUUCCUCCGAGUCCUGGCUACGACCUGGAAAAAACACAUUGUAACAGACUUAUGAUUUCGAUUGUAACUGACUGUAAAUCCUGAUUCUAAUGUCUGUCUGUUGGGUCCUGACUAUGUCCUGGAAAACACAUGCUCUGCAUUAUUUUUGUUUUUGUUUUCUUUGUGCAGUAACUCUGUUGUGAUGUGGCUACUUCCUGGGCUUCCUGUCUACAAAAAAAAUGCUUCAAUACAAAAUACCCCCCGGGCUCUGUCUAAGACCUGGAUCGCCAAUGA